Molecule: messenger RNA, 1836 nt
Organism: Didymodactylos carnosus
Lineage: Eukaryota; Metazoa; Rotifera; Eurotatoria; Philodinida; Philodinidae
Source: the annotation of a GenBank genome assembly
AUGCAACCAGGGCCCAGGACAACCACUUUGGGAUCGACGAUGGCCGUAAAUGGUCGUAAAUCAUUACAACCAUUAAAAUCCGCUAUUAAUCGACGAAAACAGAUCGAUAAUGUUGUACAUGAAGACGAAGAAGAUAAUUAUUUAAAUAUUGACAAAAAACAACCGCCUAAGAGUUAUUUAGUCAAACUUAUUAAAGGAUCACGUUCGAAUGGCAUUUUAAAUUUAGCAUCUAGAAGUUUAACAGAUGUUCCAGAAGAAAUAUUUCUUGAUGAAAUUGCAGAUGAUGAAAAUAGAAAUCAGCAUAGUCAUACACCAGAUUUUUCAAAACAAGAUAAUGAUAGAGAAGCCUGGUGGAAUAGAAUGCCAUUAAAAUCUCUUGAUCUUUCGUCUAAUUUAUUAAAAACAUUACCAGAUUCAAUUGGUGAUUUAUCCUAUUUAGUCGUAUUGAAUCUGCAAAACAAUCAACUGGAAAAAAUUCCAGAUACAAUACGAACAUUGCUUGAAUUAGAAAAACUCAUAUUGAGUCAAAACAAUUUAUCUGUGUUACCUGAUGGUUUAUUUUAUAUAUCCUCGUUACUUACAUUAAAUCUUUCUGGAAAUCAUUUACAAAAAUUAUCAAAUAAAAUCGGUGAUCUUUCAUAUCUCCAAGAACUUGAUUUAUCUCAAAAUGAAUUUGAAUCAUUUCCAAAACAAAUUGGUUAUUUAACAAAGUUAACAAAAUUAAAUGUAUCAAAAAAUCGUUUAAAUUCUAUACCAAAUGAAAUUGGUGCAUUAUAUAAUCUUCGAUCAUUUGAGAUAAAUCACAAUCAAAUAACACAAUUGCCAAUUAGUUUUGGAGAUUUAAUUAAUUUAGAAGAAUUUUAUUGCAAUUCAAAUCGUUUAUCACAAUUUCCAUGUUUUGCUCAAUGUGCAAAAUUAAAAGAAAUACAUUUGGCUGAUAAUCAAUUAACACAAAUUGAUAAUGUACAAUUGGAACCAUUAUUAUCAUUGAUAAGUUUGAAUAUACGAGGAAAUAAAAUAAGUAUCUUACCAGAACAAAUAUGUUUACUACCGAAUUUAGAAAGAUUAGAUGUAACAAAUAAUAAUUUGGCCGAUUUACCAUCACAAAUAGCAUUAAAUAAAAAAAUGAAAUGUAUCAGUAUUAUUGGAAAUCCAUUAAAUAAAAUUAGAAAAGAUAUUAUGCGUUUGGGCACAGAUGCUAUUAUGAAAUAUCUUCGAAAUCGUAUAGCAGAUGAUGAUGAUAAUAAUGAGAGAAAUAAAGUUGCAUCGAAUAAUGAAACAGAAGAAGAGAAAAAACGUCGUUUAUAUACUGAACAGCAUGUGGUUAGAUCAACAGGAACAUUUGAUUUCAGAUUAAUUCAAUUGAAUGAUUGUUUAUUGCAUUUGGAUCUUUCAAAUAACAUUAUUCAAAAUUUGAAUCCUGAGGUUGGUCGGUUGAAAGAAUUACGUUAUUUAGAUUUAAGCAACAAUCGUCUCAGUGAUCUUCCAAAUGAAUUGAAAGGAUUAGAACAAUUACAAGUUAUCAAUCUUGCUAUGAAUAAAUUUCAACGUUUACCAAUUGUUUUGUAUGAAUUAAAACAGAUCCAAGAUAUUCUUGCCAAUGAUAAUCAAUUGACUGAAUUAGAUGCAAAUGGUCUGUUAAAAUUAUCGUCAACUUUGUGUAUAUUGAAUAUAAGAAAUAAUAAUAUUCAAAAAUUACCGAAUGAAUUAAGUAAAUGUCAGAUGUUAAAAUCAUUAGAUUGUGUUGGAAAUUCAUUUAAAUUACCUCGACCGGCCACGAUUGCCAAAGGUACUCAAGCUAUUUUAGAAUAUUUACGUAAUCAAUUAAUCGAAUAA